AUGAGAUUGACAGUUGAGCAAGAUUUGGAACCCGCUGAGCUGAAGUUAUCAGGGGAGUUGCCUGGAAUUUUGGCAGAGCAUGCACAACCAGCUAAUAAGAAAAUAUUCCCAACAUGGGAAAAGUUCUUAGAGAUGUUCCUCUGUCAAGGUGGUGUGGUGGAAGCGUACCCUCCCUCAGACAGUGUGACCAAUCUUACCAUCGACAUGCUCAUAGAACCAACAGGAGAGGUAUCGAUGGUUUCUUGUGGGGAUCAGAUCCAUUCCAAAAGCCCACUGGAAUGUUGGGGCACCACCGUGCCACAAUGCUCUGUGGAUCCAGGCAACCUACACUCAGUGUGUGUAAAGAUCGCUGAGGCCUGUAAAUGCAGAGGAAUCAUAGGCUUCUUCUCAAUUGACCUGGCGACCUUCAUACAUCCACUUACAAUGGAGCAGCAGGUCUGGGCCACAGACUUAGACCUGGCCUACAGUGACCAGCUGGCUAUGACACAACUGAUGCUCUUCAUAUCAAAUGGGAAGCUGAUUUGCAAAACCAGUACCUUUGAGGUGUCUCCCAAGCCCAGGGAGAAAAAGCAAACAUCACACAGGAAAGAAUCGGUGAUGAAAGAAAGAGCACAAAUUCAACUUCCUUUUAUGAAACGUUACGGAGUGUUAAGCACACAGCUGAAACAUACCAAUUUAUCCAUCGUCCACUACAGUGUACUCUUCAAGAUUUUUAAAGUUCAUGGAAUCGGUUUUGAUAUUAAGGAAAGACAAGGGACAGUAUUUAUACUUCAUGAAGAUAAUAAGAAGGAUCGCUUGGGGAUGGUAACAAUCGGGGAAGAUCUCCAGGGGGCUCUGCUGACCUUUGCUCAUAAUCUCUCUGUCAUUCAUCAGGAAAUAACAGCACCUAAUAUGCAAUUGGAGAACAAUUUUCAGGCAGCGAUCAAAGACAUUGAGUUAAUCCUCGGAGUUACAAUAGUGAACAAGUCCUACAUUAAAGAAGAUCACCCAACCACUGCAUUAGAGGCUCUGACUUGAAGAUCCUAAUUCAGAGAAACUGUAGCUAUUCACCAAUGUUCAGGACUACUUAAGCUCCAAUUCUAACUGUGUUGCACUGGAAUCCUGGCCUACUGUCAAUGAUUCCAAAAAAACAUGCAAUAUUCUUCAAUCAUUUUAAGAAUAUGGUUGGACCUAUGGAAGCAUGGAAGGAGUCCAAGAACAUCUGUUCUUCACAACAUGAUAUUCUGAAAAUGAUAGAAAUUAGCUCAAAGUCACAAUUAAAAUGUUCAAGAUGAGCUAAAAAGGACAUAUUUUCCAUGUUAGUGAUAUAAAUACUUGAUGGAUUUCUUUUAAUUCUAUUUUUCCAUCCUUUAAGUUUUUCUAUUGUUCGCUGUUGGCCUUGGACAUUGUUUGAAAAUCGGGAAAUCUAUUUACAGGACCCUGCAUAUGUCACUUUGUAGCCAGUAGGAGGUGCACAAAAUCAACCCAAAACAAUUCACUUGCGAUCAAAAGGGGCAAAGUAAUUCUUUUUUCAUGUGUAAGCCCUUUAGCUGCCCAGCCAACUAUUAUUGACAGAUCUGCGUCUUAUUUAAUUAGCAUUACCAGUGUUAUUCCUGAACAUCUUUAGGGUUUCAGUACAAUCACAAUACAAGAGGGAAAUUCAUUUUUUCAUUCUUCCAUUUGCCUGGAAGCAUAUAAAGAAUGUGGUCUGGAUUGAGCAUACAGCAGAAUGUGUUCUAGAUCAUUUCUGGGAUUUUAAAAAGUAUGUCGCAUGUUAUCUCACUGUUAUAAAUA
Molecule: messenger RNA, 1773 nt
Organism: Rhincodon typus (whale shark)
Lineage: Eukaryota; Metazoa; Chordata; Chondrichthyes; Orectolobiformes; Rhincodontidae
Gene: iqch
Product: IQ motif containing H
Exons: 8
Coding region: 1-1017 (338 amino acids)
Source: RefSeq, a predicted model, not a curated record